AUGUCGCCGUAUCGUUUAGUCUAUGGAAAAGCUUGUCACUUACCUGUAGAGAUUGAGCACAAAGCUUAUUGGGCAAUUAAAUCUAUUAACAUGGAUUUUAAUCUUGCAGGUGAAAAGCGAUUACUUGAGCUAAAUGAAUUGGAGGAACACCGACUACAUGCAUAUGAAAAUGCCAAAAUUUAUAAAGAAAAGAUCAAAUAUUGGCAUGACAAGCAUAUUAUUCCUAAACAAUUUCAGGUAGGACAAAAUGUACUUCUGUUCAACUCACGCUUGAGGUUAUUUCCAGGAAAAUUGAAGUCAAGGUGGUCGGGACCAUUUGAAGUUACUCAAGUAUUUCCUUAUGGAGCAGUGGAAAUAAAAGGAGAAAAUGGUGCUCCAUUCAAAGUAAAUGGCCAAAGAUUGAAGCUCUAUUUGGCCGGAGAAAAAGUUCCUAAAGGAGUAAUUUACUCCUUAGGAAAUGCAAUGGAGAGUUAA
Coffea arabica (coffee) is the source of this 474-nucleotide messenger RNA. The record is from RefSeq and is a predicted model, not a curated record. Lineage: Eukaryota; Viridiplantae; Streptophyta; Magnoliopsida; Gentianales; Rubiaceae.